Messenger RNA from Cladophialophora yegresii CBS 114405, 579 nucleotides. RefSeq lists its product as uncharacterized. Lineage: Eukaryota; Fungi; Ascomycota; Eurotiomycetes; Chaetothyriales; Herpotrichiellaceae. Gene Ontology annotation, cellular component: endosome; BLOC-1 complex. Bases 1 to 579 code for a protein of 192 amino acids. Gene Ontology annotation, biological process: regulation of protein localization; endosome organization. The transcript has 3 exons. The record is from RefSeq and is a predicted model, not a curated record.
AUGGCCACCACCACCUAUUCCCGUCAUCCCGUCAGCUAUGGCAGCCAUCAGAAGGCCCUGCCAGUUACAUUGCCACCAUCCGGCAAGGGUCCGAUCUACACUCAACCUAUUUCGCGUGUUGCCGAUGCCCCGGAUUUUUCGGACUCCAGUACAUCUUACAGCAGCAGCGGCCGGUCCGGCGGCUCCUUUUCCGUCAGGUCCGGCUCCAGCUAUGCCGGAAGCCACAGCGGCACAGACUACGAGUCUCACUAUUCACGCCCCGGAAUAGAUGUCGUCGACGAGCUCAGCGAGAGAAUGAAUUCAGCCUUCGAUCCGAUCCGGAUGGAUAAAUCACUGGCAAAACAGGCGCAGACAUCCGGCGAGCUCAACGCCAAACAGCGGGAAUUGCGAGAACUGCAAGCAAUGGCACAGCGCAGACUGGGUCGCGCAAGAGUCAAUUUCGCCGAAGGCGUGGAAGCGGCCAAGGAAGCCAGGCGCGACGUCGAGUACACAUCCAAGAAAAUCUCAUCAAUGAAAUCCAAGGCUGAGAAGAAACAUCCCGAAGCAUAUGCCAAAGCAAGCCGCAGCCGCCAUGCAUAA